AAAAGUCAAGAGCCCAAAACUCCUGACGUCACGGAUCUGGCCUUCAAAAAUAUUGACUUUGCCAUGAACCUCUAUCGCAAGAUAUCAAGUUAUCAUGACAAAAACAUCUUCUUCUCGCCGCUGAGUGUUUCCACGUCUUUCGCCACGCUCUUACUGGCCUCCAAGGGCUCGACACGCAGUCAGAUGGAGAAGGGGCUGAAUCUGGACUCUCUGGACGGGACUGGAGACGCGACGCUCAUCCCACAGCUCUUUGAGCAGCUGCAGAAGAACAUCUCGCAGGACGGAAAACUGCACAUAGAGCAGGGCACGGCAC
Molecule: messenger RNA, 313 nt
Organism: Sinocyclocheilus rhinocerous
Lineage: Eukaryota; Metazoa; Chordata; Actinopteri; Cypriniformes; Cyprinidae
Product: protein Z-dependent protease inhibitor-like
Exons: 1
Source: RefSeq, a predicted model, not a curated record